Molecule: messenger RNA, 897 nt
Organism: Meyerozyma guilliermondii ATCC 6260
Lineage: Eukaryota; Fungi; Ascomycota; Pichiomycetes; Serinales; Debaryomycetaceae
Gene: PLC2
Product: Plc2p
Exons: 1
Coding region: 1-897 (298 amino acids)
Biological process (GO): lipid metabolic process
Molecular function (GO): phosphoric diester hydrolase activity
Source: RefSeq, a predicted model, not a curated record
AUGGUCAAUUACAAAACCUGGAUGAAGGACAUCGACGACAACGUCAGCCUUGGAAAAUUGGCAAUUCCUGGAACCCACAAUUCUGCCGCUUGUCACACUGCUCUUCCUUCGGUUCAAUGUCAAGGAGAGUCUGUUACGGAUCAAUUGGAACAUGGUGUGAGGUUCUUGGACAUUAGAGUCGCCAAAAAGUUCUUGAGCGAAGGAGAAGCCGCCAAAGACUUGCAAGUUAUCCAUGGAAAAUUUCCAGUGAAAAUUCCAUUUCCUUUGAUGUUCCUGGAUGUUUUGGACGAAGUUUAUGAUUUUCUUGCUAAAAACAAGUCGGAAACCGUUUUUGUGUCAUUGAAGCAGGAAGGUCAAGACACCUGGGACAAUGACAAGGAUGAGUUUGGCAAUUGUAUUUGGGACCGUUAUGUGAACAAGAACAAGGACAAAUGGUACCUCAACAACAAUAUUCCCAGAUUGGGCGACGCCCGUGGUAAAGUGAUUUUGUUCAGACGUUUUGGUGUUAGGAACGAAGACAGAGCCAGAGAAUUCGGAUUCAAUGCUCAAAGCUGGAACUACAACACCACUGAAGAUGAUCGUGGUUCAUUCGUCGUGCAAGAUUUCUGCGAACUUGAAAGCAAGGAUGACGUUGAAAAGAAGAUUGGUUAUGUCAAGAACUUGACCAAGCGUGCCGCUGACUAUAACAGUAGCAACAGCGACCCCAAAUUGUUCAUCAACUUUUGUUCCGGUUCCAAUUUCUUUAACACCGACUGCUGGCCCCAGAAAAUCUCCGAGGCUAUGGCUGAAGGAGGUGUUGAUGGAGUGUUCAGCAAGGGUGCUGGUAUUGUUGUGAUGGACUACGUUGAGGCCAACGACUGGAAGUUGGUGAAGGAUUUGGUAAACAAGAACUUUUAG